Panthera uncia (snow leopard) is the source of this 3330-nucleotide messenger RNA. Its product is annotated as interferon-inducible GTPase 5-like. The record is from RefSeq and is a predicted model, not a curated record. The coding region runs from base 1968 to 3215 and encodes 415 amino acids. NCBI's taxonomy places the organism in Eukaryota, Metazoa, Chordata, Mammalia, Carnivora, Felidae. Gene Ontology annotation, molecular function: GTPase activity; GTP binding. The transcript has 2 exons. Gene Ontology annotation, cellular component: membrane.
UCCCACGGCCUCGGGCUGGCCUCCGCGUGGAGCCUGGGGUGGUAAGGCUGGUGGGCUCUUUCUCUGCCCGCCAAAGCAGGGAGGGGGGGCAGAGGGCGAAUCCCGCCACCGAGAACGAGUCGUUUCGGAGGCUUGUGGGAAUGUGUGUGGUGACGGGCUUUCUGGUGUGUGUGUGUGAUUGGGAGGGGCCUUGGUAAGUCUCCGGGGGUGUGACACUGUGGGUCCGAGGUUGUGAACAGCCUGCUGACUGGGGUCACCUGCUGUCUCCGCGUGGGUGUGUGGGUGCACGGAUGCUGGGGUUGUCCUGAAAGGCCAUGGAACUGAGAGGGGGCGAUGGCGGUAGGAUUCCUGAGAGCUGCAUGGGCUGCGGGUGACACAGGGCAUGUGCAACACGUGGAUGGGGUGAGGGCAUCUGUUUCUGCCCAGGGGACCCUGUGAAACCAAACCCCCGGGCACUCCCUUACUCCCUGUUGGCUCUUCGGUAGGAAUGCAAAAGUGAAUCUGACACCCUCGCACAAGCCUAACCUCACAUGCCCAGUCAAGCGUCACAUGUGUUUAAAAGAUUCGCACGCUACCUGGUUAGGGGCUUUGGACAGGACAAGGGCUACCCCUAGGCUUCCUGUGGGCUUGAACAAGGGUCAUGGAUGGGGUCGGAUUUAGGUGCGGAGAAAGGCGAGUUUCCAGGAAUUCACAAGAAGACCCCGGAGGCUGUGUAUAAGGCCGGCGGCGAAGCGGGGACUGUCCUGCGGGGAGGUGGCCUCACCCCUAGGUGCUCACAAAUACUGCCUGUGGGUAUUCCCAGAUCUGGUGAUGAUGAUUCUAGCCUCAUUUGGGGCCUCGAAUUACCUUAAGCCUAGAAAACCAUUCCGGACUAAGACGGGCGGCUUUCCCCUGGAGGGUUAACCAAAGGAUUCUUCCCUUCCCGGGACGCCUUCCCAUUGGCUGUGCCGGGACUACUCUGGGGUUCACAUGGACUUUUCUGCGCCAAAGAGGGUGUGAGGGGUUAUGGUAGGGAAAUCCCAGACUCUCAGAUACAAGGAUAGACAGUCCAUUGCAAACCUAUUCUCAAAAAUACAGCCCACAUCCCGGUACCUGUGCACCCUCACACACCAUCCUGAACACGGGACUCCCUGGCGGUGUGAGCAUAGGGUGGUGGGGGCUGUAUGGCAGAAGGAUCAGAGGGAGCCGGUCCAUGUCCUGGCUCUGGUGCAGGCUGGACAAUCUAGUGACUUUUACCUCCCUGAGCCUCGGUUUCCCUCUCUGUAAAAUGGGGACUUAGUGAAAUUACGCAUGUGGUUAGGACAGUGGCUGGCCCCGGGUAAACGUUAAAUGAACACUAACUUCUACCAGCGACGAUGAGGGUUCCAGCGCUUAAUUACUGCCCUAUAUGGUUGAUUGUAGUGCCCGGUGCAUGGUAAAUGCCACAAAAAGUAAUUUAAGAAUUUGAAUUCUAGGAGCACCUGGCUGGCUAGGUCGGUGGAGCGUGCGACUCUUGAUCUUAGGGUUGUGAGUUCGAGCCCCACGUUGGGUGUAGAGAUUACUUGAAACUAAAAUCUUAACAAAAUAAUGAUCUUGAAGAAAAAAAAGAAUUUAAAUUCUAGGAUCAGAGGGACCGAUUCCUAUUCCCAACACUCCAUGCACUAGCCAGAGGUCUUGGGCAAACGAUUUCUCCCCUAGGUGCCAAAUGUGGAUAGUGAGGGAAUCUCCUUUUCCGGCUGUUAUGAGGAUUUUAUGAGAUGCUCCAGGAGGAGAACCUGGCAGUGAUGAAUACGUGUUAACUGAAAUAAAGCACUUAGCACGGGACCUGACAUAUGGUUGCACUCUCAGUACGAUUGCUGGCAAGGCCUCAGAUACUUUGGGCGUGCUGGGGGGUGUAGAGGAGAGAGGGCUAGGCCCCGAGUGAAAAUAUUCCCUUCCCUGCCCUGCCAAAGGUCAUCGAUCCUGAAGGCCUGGACGUCAGGUAGCCCAUGGCGGGCAGAGUCUUCCAGUCAAGCCUCAGCCAGUCCAAGAUACUGGAGCUAUGGAGGGACACCAGUGCUCUGAUGGGAGCCUUUGAGGCGGGGGGUCUGCCCGCAGUGGCCGCCAGGCUGCAGGCCACACUUCAUUCGCUGGAGAAUGCCAGGCUGGACAUUGGCAUCACUGGGGGCACAGGCUCAGGCAAGUCGACCUUUGUCAAUGCCAUCAGGGGGCUGGGAGACGAGGACCCCAACUCAGCCUGCACGGGCGUGGUGGAAAUGACGGUGGACCCCACGCCGUACCCACACCCUAAGUACCCCAACAUCGUCAUCUGGGAUCUGCCGGGCAUAGGCACGUCCCGCUUCCCGACUGGUAGAUACCUCCAGCGGGUGCUGCUGGAACGUUACGACUUCUUCAUCAUCAUCACCUCAGACAGCUUCACCGCCCACCAUGCCCAGCUGGCCUGCGAGAUCCUGCAGCGGGGCAAACGCUUCUACCUCGUCCGCUCCAAGGUGGACGUGGACAUUGCCGCCUCGCGGAGCCGGCGCCCCGGCACCUUCUCCGAGGAGGGAGUGCUCCGCCAGAUCCGGGAAGACUGUGGGCGGCGGCUGAGGGCGGAGGGCCUGAAGGACCCCAAGGUCUUCCUGCUCUCCAUGUUUGAGUUGGGCAAGUACGACUUCCACCUGCUGGAGGAGCUGAUGGUGAAGGAACUGGAGAGUCACAAGCAGCACGCGUUUCUGCUGGCCGUGCCCAACGUCUCGAAGCCCAUCCUAGAGAAGAAGGCAGCCUCGCUGCGGCAGCAUAUCUGGCUGGUGGCCACGGUGGCCUGUGGCGUCAACCCGAGCCCCGUGCCAGGCGUACGGGAUGUGGCAUGUGACCUGUACGUGCUCAUCAGCUCCCUGGAGGGCUACCGCCACAGCCUCGGCCUCGACGAGGACUCCCUCGUCAGGCUGGCUGAGCAGACAGGCCAGCCCCUGCACAAGAUCCUGGCGGCGGUGCAGGGCUGGAAGACCGAGGUCACUGAGGCACUGGUGGCGGAGCUACUGGGCCAGGCCUCCAGGGAUGCCUCUGCUUUCACCCAGGAGCUCCUCGGCGUGCCCGUCCCAGGCGCCCUGGCCACCUGCGGCAUCAGCUUCACCACCAUCUACCACAUGCUCCGCACAGCUCUAGACGAGGUGGUCAAGGACGCCCGGAGAGUGCUGACCCAGGCCUUCCUCCACGACUCUGACCAUGAGCUCCCAGAUAAAGGCAAUCAAUAAUCCCAGCCCUGAGCUCAGGCCAGCUGGAGGUGGCAGUGUAAGAGUGGGAGGACACAGGUUCCAUCUGUCCCCAGGCCGGAUGGUGUUGAGGAAUGGAAAGAAACUCAAGCUCCAA